AUGGAGAUGCAGAGUGGAUCGCGGCGCCCCGAGACACACCACCCACACCCCACCGACGACCAUGACCCUUCAUCCGCCAGACCCAAGACGACCACCGCCAUCGUCCUCACCCCUACCACCACCGACCCCCAUGGUUACCUCUUCAUCACCCGCAACGGGAUUGCUACGCCCACUCUCGUGCCAGCGACGGGAAAAAUUCGCACCCCGCUCCAAACGUCCUCCUCCGAACCCGAAUCAGACUCCGACACGACGCACCCCAUGGCUGCCAUACCAUUAACCGCACGCCAACUACGCACUAAGCUAGCGGCGGGCAAGUUCCUUGCACGCCGCGACCGCAUCAGAUCCCACCAAGCCGCUCCGCGGCCGAAGGAUCAACAUCCCUGCCCAUCCCGCCUUGUCUCGGACACAACCAACACAAUACUGCCGCCGCUAACAUAUUCGCACCUCUACACAAACCCAUCCGCCCUCGACCCCCUCGAAAGCAACCCAAACGGCCUACCACACCUAGUAACCCGGCCCUACGGCCCACCAAAUGUCCCGCAACAGCUACAGCCCAGCCAACCACACCUACCGCCUACAAGCUUCCACAAAGCUCCUCCACGCAGAGCUCGCUCCCCGCGGCAUGGCGACGAACACAGAACCCCGAUAACACAACAGGAACCACAUACCAAGCGCGCCAACCUAUCCACCCCCUACCACCACAGCCACUCACUGCCCCACACCCUCCCCUACCACUGCCUCUCCACCUCCUCCGACCACUGCCAGGUUGCUACUAACCAACUGCACCACAGCUCCCACAAGAGCUAUCACUCCAACACCCACAUGCACCACCCUAUGGCCCACGAGCUUCCGAGCCACCUCAUCCUUUCCAUGUCUCACCAUGGCUACGUGUUACCCCCAGGGCACACAAUCGCACAAAUGUCCCACUCCCAGCAGACCCAUCACCAGAACCAUCUGGCACCGUUCAGCCAGAAAUUCCGCAAGCCCAGUCCAUGUGCCUUCACCACCAUGAGCACACUGCACAACCAGGCACAUCUAACAUGCACCCACGCUCUGACCCACCCCCCUCUAGCCCACCACCAUCCCCGGACACCCGGACAUUACCACAUCCAUAACCCGCCGGACAAACGGCACCCUCGACCAGCCAAUGGAAACAAUGGGCCAGGCCGCGUACGGGACCACUUCCUCCACCAGCUCAAAUACCCACCCAUCUCCGAAGUGGAACCAGACCUGAACCUAGCCCACCCCUCUUUCCAGCUACCAUCAUCCAAACGCCACCACGCUAUGCUCUACCCGCCUACCCCGUCCUACCAGCCAGGUGCACUCGACCCUACAUAG
Aphanomyces astaci is the source of this 1338-nucleotide messenger RNA. RefSeq lists its product as hypothetical. The transcript has 4 exons. The record is from RefSeq and is a predicted model, not a curated record. Lineage: Eukaryota; Oomycota; Saprolegniomycetes; Saprolegniales; Verrucalvaceae. The coding region runs from base 1 to 1338 and encodes 445 amino acids.